GGCCCGCUGGCCGCGGCGAUGGGCUCCCCACCCUUUGGCUAGGGAGCCAUCUGGAUGGAAUGGCCCAAAGCUUCCUUCAGGCAAUUGUGCGUGUCAGAGGGGGGGACUCUGAAUCCCUGGACAGCUGCGUACAGAGUGCCCUGUCUGCCCUGUACCCACCGUUUGAUGCCACCGCGCCCACCGUACUCGGCCAGGUCUUCGACGUAGUGGAAGGCACCUACCGUGGGGACGGCCUGCGCUACCUGAUCGACUUCCUGGUCCCGGCCAAGCGCAUCCUUCAGGGCAUCCAGCAAGAUGCCUGCUCUGCGUUCAGUGGCCUUCUCUUCCGCCAUGAGGGUUGGCCUCUGUGUGUCCACGAGAAGCUCAUAAUCCAGCUCUCCUCCCUGGACCGGCGAGCGCUGCGGCCCGGGGACUUCUACUUGCAGGUUGCACCGUGCUCAGGAAGUCCCCCGCGCAUCGUGCUGAGGGCCUUGGCUGGUGACGGACGGCACGUGGAGCAGUUGGAGGUGCCUGAAGUGAGCUACACCUCCAUUUUCACCAUGGCUUGGCUGGAUUCGGUCAACCGGGAGCGAGUGCCCGGACCUCUGGAGCACUGCCUGCUGGCUGCCGAUGGCCACGUCUUCCGAGUGCCCUGGGAGGAUGUGGUGCAGCCUGAAUUCGUCUACAGGCCCCCCAUAAUUGGGGGAGAAGGGCUGGACAGUCAGUCCAUGAGGAUGAAUGGGGAGGGUUCAGACAUAGCUCCACAGGAAGUGGAUACUCUGAGUCCGGAGGCUGCGCAGGCCCCAACCCUCAGCCAGUCUACUGGAGAUGUGGGCAGCAGAUCAAAUGGGCUGGAUAACCUAGUAUUUGACUUGGACAGUGAACAGUUCUCAUUGGAAAACAAUGACAAACUACAGGAGGAUGACAACAAAAAAGUACUGGAACAAAAUGGCGAAGUACUUGAGGAGACGGUUAUGCAGGACCCUAAAGACACGAUGUUGGAGGACUCGGACCAAGAGGGGGAAUAUGUGGAACUGGCUGAUCUUCCUCUGCCUUGUUUCAUCCCCCAGAAGGGAUCAUUGACUCAGUCUAUAAGUCUUUGUUACAAAAACCUGAACACGCCGAGGACUAGUUCGCAUGGCCAGACCACCUCUGCUGAAGGGUUCCUGGACAGUGGCCGUUACUGCCAGGCUGCGGUCUGUGCUAAACUCAUAGAGGAGAACCUGAGCGAUGUACCUCCCCGGCUGCCGCUUGGCCCUGCAAGCAAGCCACCAGGAGGUACGCAUGUGGAGGACACUGCCGUCGUGUGUGAAAGCGAGGUGUCUGUUUGCUGUCCUUCUGCUGAAAGCGAUGGCUCGCAGUCGGGAUGCAUUGACGUGGCUGACGGAGAUAGCGUACCAAACUCAGAAGUAAACUUGGGGUCUUCAGACAAGGUGGGAUUUCCAGACAAGGUGGAGGGAGGUGCUGGUAGCCAUAGCUUGAGUGGGAUUAGUGAGGCAGGUGAUGUGAGCCCCAGUCUCGAUCAGGAAGAUGACACCAGGUGUAAUGGUGAGGAGAUAUGUCUGGUUCCUGUUCCGUUAGCUGUAGACUCUGACUCGGGGGAGAGAUCCCAGAAAGAGUGUGGAGCCUCUGGUCCUGGUCUUCAACCAGAUGCUCUGGGGAACUCUGGCACAGGAUCACCCCCAGUCGUGCUCUGCAUGGAGGGCAUUGGGGGUGUAGAAGAAUGCCCGGGACUAGAGAUUGAGGGGGAGAUGCUGAAGAGCGCAGCACAGGUGUUAGCCCCCAGCGCGAAAACAGAAACAGAAACUCCAGUGGAGCUCACUAGUGUUGAGGAAGCAGCAGAGAGUGAGCAGACUGAGAAAGAGGAUAAAGAAAAGGAGGAAGGGAAAGAAGCACACGGAGAGGUAGACAAGCAGAGCGCAGGGGCUGUAGAGAUGGGCAGAGGAGAGGUGGGGGAGGACAAGGUUGCUGAGAGUGUGGCAGAGAAUGGACAUACCUCCUCCAGCAGCAGCACUCCCAGCGUGGAGGUGGGGGCAGAGCACAACAACUCCCCCCUCCUGGAGAAGCCCUGUGGCUUACUCACAAACGGCCCCGAGGAGCGGGGGCUGGAGGAUGAGGCUGCGGGGCGGGAGCCAGAACAAAGCCCUGAGAGUGACGGCCCCCUCCACCUCAAGGCAGUGCCCUUGGACUCUCAGCCGCAAGGGCCCAGUCGGGGGGAGCAGCAGAGCCCAGAGCCCACCCACACACCCCCCUCUGCCGCGGAGCCCGCAGCCCAGACCGCCACGCAGGGAGGGGUGGUUUCGAUGAAGCAGCAGGACACUCCCUGCCUCCCGCCGGCCUCCUGGAAGACACACCCCAUCCUCGCCGAAGCCCACAAAGUCAACACAGAUGUCCUGGGCUCUGGAGUGCUCUGUCUCACUGGGACAAAAGAUAAAUGUGGGCGUGCCCUUGUCACUGUGACAACCAGGAGCACCGUUUGGUUGAACCCAGACUGCAACAGCGGCGAGCUGGUGCGGAUCCUGCAGUACUUCUAUGCCACCCUAAGGAAGGAGGCACGCUCGCAGGGCCUGACCGUGCUGGUGGAUGCCCGGCGCUGCUCUCCCGUCGCAGCCCUUUUCAAGGCGUUUUCCAUCUUGCAGGAGGGGGCUCCCGGCUGCAUUAGCACAGUGUUGCUGCUGUCUGAUAGAGAGCUGAGAUCAUGGCCUGAGAGACCCCCCACCAUACAGUUUGAGGUCCUUACCUCCCUCAAGGCCCUCCACAAGCACGUGGACAGCACCCAGCUUCCCGCUGCCUUUGAUGGAACCUUUCCCUACUGCCACAGAACCUGGAUCUCUUUUCGGAUGAGAGUGGAGCAGUUGACCAGCAGCUGCCAGGACGCUACUGUCCUUCUUAAGAAGGCUAUCGCCACCUUGGAGGCAACAACCCUGCCAUCCUGCACUGAGGAGGCCCAGGUGCUGCUGUGCGAGUACAAGGACUUGAUGCGCAGUGUGCUGGGGGACGCGCGCCUGGCACAGCUGCAGCUGGAAGGGGGUGCGGCUCUGUCCCGUCUCAGGAAGGAGAGCAGCAUGGGCCUCACGGAGGACCACAGGGAUGCCAUCGAUGCGGUCAGCCAGCUGUACGAGCAGGUGGACGAGCUGGUGCAUGGGCUGGUGAAGCUGUCCAACAAGCGCACACAGGAGCUGGAGCUGGUCAUGGAGUUCAAGAGCCUGGAGGAAGGUUUCCAGGAGGUGAGGGGCUGGAUUGAGGAAGUGGGGGAAAGUCGCCUGAAGACCCUCAGUGAGCUGGGAGACUCUCUGGAGCAGCUGCACAAGAAGCAAGGCCUCUUCAAAGACUUCUACUCCGCCGCAUACGAGCACUGCAAGAGCGGGGAGGCCCUGCUGAAACGGCUAGAGCGCUGGGAGGACGUGAGCUCCGCAGAGCUGCAGGUCUACGAGGUGAAGGUGCGCUCCUUCUGGGUGCACCUCCAUGAUUUCUCCCAGAGGGUGGAGGACACCAAGGAUAAGAUCGACAAGACCGUCCGACUCUAUGAGUUCUUUGACAAGGUAAGAGCCAGAUGUGCUUAUGGAAUGCAGAUGUGCAAACUGCUUUGGGUGAUAGUGCUACUGACCAUGAUGGGUCUGCGACAGGCCCCCGUGGGCACGGGCCGCUCAUUGUCCCUGACCCUGCGUGCCGCGCUGACCUCCUCGCGGGCCAGAUGGGCUCAGCCCAAGGAGUGCGGAGUCACUCGGAACAGGCGGCUCGCUGGUGCCGCUUGUCCCUCAGCGGGGCCUUUCACAGAUGACCUGCUGGCCACCCCAGCGACCAGCGGCUCAGUAAUUAAGUCCUGGGCUUCUUCUCAUGCUUUGUGCAGCACAAGGCUGGUGCCACGGUGUCUGACCUCAGGGAGCAUGGAUGGGGCCUCUGGGCGCCGGGGGCUGAGUGUGGACUCGGUGUGCAGCAUGACUGCGGCCGCAGCAGCUCCAUGUGCCGAGCAGGAACCGGAGCAGGAGACGGCGGACGGCCGGCGUGGCCAGGCCAGGCAGUCGGAGGGUCUGUCUAGUAAGUGGAACCUCACGAAUGACAGUGGAAACAACUGCUCUCGGGUGGUUAGAGGCCGUGACCCACUGGCUUCCCUUCCCUGCCCUGACAGCAAGCUGCGGCACAUCGUGGACGAGAUGGUGGCGACGGAGCGUGAGUACGUGCGCUCGCUCAGCUACAUCAUGGAACAUUACUUCCCCGAGAUGGAGCGGGCCGACCUGCCGCAGGACCUGCGGGGAAAGCGCAGUGUCAUCUUCGGCAACCUGGAGAAGCUGGUGGACUUCCACAGCCAGUACUUCCUGAAGGAGCUGGAGAGCUGCUGCAACCACCCGCUCCGUGUCAGCCACUGCUUCCUCAGACAUCAAGACCAGUUUGGGCUGUACGCCUUAUACAGCAAAAACAAGCCCAAGUCGGAUGCACUGUUGGCCAGCCACGGAAACACUUUCUUCAGGAACAAGCAGCUGCAGCUUGAAGAUAAGAUGGACUUGGCCUCCUACCUGCUGAAGCCCAUCCAGCGCAUGAGCAAGUAUGCUCUGCUGCUGAAGGACCUCAUCAAGGAAGUAAGCGAGGUACAGGAGCAGGAGCUGGCUUACCUGCAGGCCGCCGCCGAGAUGGUGAAGUUCCAACUGCGGCACGGCAACGACCUGCUGGCCAUGGACGCCAUCCGAGACUGCGACGUCAACCUGAAGGAGCAGGGGCAGCUGAUGCGGCAGGACGAGUUCACGGUCUUGUACGGCAGGAAGAAGUGCCAGAGACACGUCUUCCUGUUUGAGGACCUCGUGCUCUUCAGCAAGCCCAAGCGCAUUGAUGGCGGACUGGAUGUUUACAUCUACAAGCACUCCUUUAAGACCGCCGACGUGGGAAUGACAGAGACCUCUGGGGACAGCGGACUGCGGUUUGAGAUCUGGUUCAGGAGACGGACCUCCAAGAAUCAAACAUACAUCCUCCAGGCAAGCGCACCCGACAUCAAGCAAGCGUGGACGUCCAGCAUCUCCAGGAUCCUCUGGCAGCAAGCAACACGGAACAAAGAAAUAAGAAUGCAGGAGAUGGUGUCGAUGGGAGUGGGGAACAAGCCUUUCUUGGACAUAAAGCCAAGUGACGCGGCAAUCAAUGACAGAGCCAUCGACUACAUAAUGAAGGGCAGAGGAGCCAGGACCAGGGCCUCCAUAGCGGUUUCCCUCUUCGACCACUCCAACCCCUUCAAGCAAGCGCAAGUUAACGCGGCUGCGGGUGGGAGCCCGACCUCAGGGGGCCCCUUGUCCUCAUCCCUGCUGGGGCCCCUCAACCUGCACAUGUACAGCAGCCAGGCCCUGCUGUCGGGCGAGCGGCCCUUCAUCCUGGAGGAGGACGAGCAGGAGCAUGAGACCAGCAGUCAGCCCUCCAUGACCACAGAGAGCUCAGAGUCCUCCUGUCCUUGCCUGUCGGGCAGCGGCUCCAGCAGCUCCGACAGCGGCUGCGUGUCCAGCCACCUUCCGGAGGCUCUGUCCGAGGAGCCGAACUCCCCCUGCGAUUCCUCCUGCUACUCCAGCGUGGCCUCCCCCGUCGAGGACAAGCCACGCUUCAACAGCCAGUAUAUCUCAGCGCCCAGUAACAGCUGCCUCUCUCCACUUACAGAAGGCAGGCCAGAUCAUAAACCCAUCCACCAUAGUGUGAGCGUGGUCUGAUGAAGCUCCUCUCAUCAAGAAGCCAGUUUUGCCGUGAGGAGACUGAAGUAUUUAUAGCUCUCUCUGCCAGAACACCUCGUCUCAGACACUAAAUGACCUUUAGUAAAGCACUGAUAAGUCUCAGAUAUAGCCUUUAAUUAAAGGGUUUUUUUCUCUCUUCCUUCCAAAACAUGUUCAGUUGUGUUUGUGUUAUAGUGAAAACUGUAAAUAAUUAUAUUGUAAUAGUUUACAAUGCAGUUAAACUGUCUUUUGACCACUUUGCUGUAGACUGCAAUUAACAGCAUGAGAUGUACCUUCAUGUAAAAAGGUAUUUCCGAGGGGUACAUGCAUACUCUGGUUUAAAAGCAAUGUGCUUUCUUUUUUAAAAAGGCAAUUUUUCUACGACCUGGUCUUUUCCACAUCUCUUCUCGUUGUUGUUGAACUGACCUGUGGUCAGGCCUCUUGUAUCACUGUGACUCGCACUGUGGUUGCACAGGUCACUCUCUGGGUUUGGUAGUACUUCCAUCUCAGAAUAGUUCAGGGCCUCUGGUCCAUCAGCUCAGGAGGCUCAUGGCCCUGCUGACCUGAUCCCCUGAGCAGAGUGUGCGCCUGGCCGAGGGUCCGAGGGGCCGGACAGGCCUGCCAGGGAGCAAAGAGGCAGCAGCUCGGCGCGGCUGAUGGACGCCGUUUGAACACGCAAAAGUGUAUAUUGUAAAUACUUUGCGCCAGUGGUGCUCUGCGAUUGUACUUAUAGAUAACUUUGUACAUGUAUGUAUUAACCAGCAAGACAGGGAAUCACUUGUGCCAUUCUUACCGUGUUCAAGAAGAAAAAACUUAAUCCUCAGAAGUUCACACGUAUUUAAUAAAGAUGGAGUCCGUUUCUUUGAA
Paramormyrops kingsleyae is the source of this 6527-nucleotide messenger RNA. The record is from RefSeq and is a predicted model, not a curated record. NCBI's taxonomy places the organism in Eukaryota, Metazoa, Chordata, Actinopteri, Osteoglossiformes, Mormyridae.